This is a messenger RNA of Musca vetustissima, 313 nucleotides long. Its product is annotated as RYamide receptor-like. Gene Ontology annotation, biological process: neuropeptide signaling pathway. Gene Ontology annotation, cellular component: membrane. The record is from RefSeq and is a predicted model, not a curated record. Gene Ontology annotation, molecular function: neuropeptide receptor activity. The annotation marks the transcript as partial. NCBI's taxonomy places the organism in Eukaryota, Metazoa, Arthropoda, Insecta, Diptera, Muscidae. The transcript has 2 exons.
GUAUGCCAAAUUCAUAAUAGUUGGCAUAUGGUUUAUUGCCCUGGCAACAGCGUUGCCAAUACCAAUUGUAUCAAAAUUAGUCCAACCAGGUGAUUGGUAUGAGUUGUGUGGAAGAUACAUUUGUAAGGAGGAAUGGCCCACAGCCGAACAGAACUAUUAUUACACACUGGCAUUGCUGACACUGCAAUUUAUUGUUCCAUUGUCGGUGCUAAUAUUCACCUACACCCGCAUUGCAUUGGCCGUAUGGGGCAAACGACCACCGGGUGAAGCGGAAAAUUCACGAGAUCAACGCAUGGCAAGGUCGAAACGUAAG